AAACAGAGAUUGUCUAACUAUAAGAUAUGCAACUAGCACCAUCUUUAGGCUCUCAAACCUCCCAACUUGCCUCUUGACAAGAUGAUGAAAACUUUCCUGAUUAAGACAACAAUUUCUCUGUUUUUGAUAUCAGUAACGUUUCCUCAAGAUUCAGAAGCGGCGACAGGGGUAUGGUGUGUAGCCGAUCCACAGAUACCAGAAAAGGUGUUGCAAGCAGCCUUAGACUGGGCUUGUCAACAAGGCGGAGCAGACUGUAGUCUGAUUCAUCCUAGCCAGCCUUGCUUCUUGCCCAACACUGUCAAGGACCAUGCCUCUGUUGUCUUCAAUUCUUAUUACCAGCAUUACAAACGCAAAGGCGGUUCUUGUUACUUCCACAGCGCUGCGCUGAUCACCCUAACUGACCCUAGUCACGGUUCUUGCCACUUUGAGUAUAUCCCCUGAUUCUAAGGAAAGAACCAAGAUGCAAUAAAAGCACUUUCUGCAGCUAAUGAAACAGCAUAUGUACUAAUGUAGGACAUUGAUAAGAUG
Messenger RNA from Eutrema salsugineum, 528 nucleotides. Its product is annotated as glucan endo-1,3-beta-glucosidase 1. The record is from RefSeq and is a predicted model, not a curated record. The transcript has 3 exons. Bases 82 to 441 code for a protein of 119 amino acids. Lineage: Eukaryota; Viridiplantae; Streptophyta; Magnoliopsida; Brassicales; Brassicaceae.